Molecule: messenger RNA, 231 nt
Organism: Plasmopara halstedii
Lineage: Eukaryota; Oomycota; Peronosporomycetes; Peronosporales; Peronosporaceae
Product: Apc13p
Exons: 4
Coding region: 1-231 (76 amino acids)
Cellular component (GO): anaphase-promoting complex
Source: RefSeq, a predicted model, not a curated record
AUGGAUAGUAAGCUACCAAUUCAAUUCUUGCGCAAGCUCUUUUUGGAUAUCGUGGACGACGACUGGAUCAAAGAUACGUUGUCGGACGAUGAAAUUGAGAUACCACUUGCUCUUGAUGUCGAUUUGAAUGGCAGCGAAAGUCCUACUGGAGAGCCAUCAAUGUGGACUGCGGAGGAGAAAAAAGAUCGCUGGAAUGAUCUGGGCUUAGAUGAAUGGGUGAAUAUGGCUUGA